ACCCGUCGCCAUUAGAGCAAGCGCUUCGAAACGGCUUUAUUUUUUUGGUCAAAAUCUUUUAAUUGACAAGUUUUCCAGCUCUUGGAAAACAUUUACCGCCUUGUCAAGGGCGUAUUAUUUUCCUUAACGAGGAAAAACCUAAAAUUCGGGGGUUUUGGCCCCGUGUGACGAGCUUUCGUCCUCUCUACCAUCAGACUCCAUAACUUGAGACGCCGAAAUCGUGUCUCUUAUUUUUCUCGGGUUUGUUUUGCUGUCAAGAUGUCGCCGUGAUGGGGUCUCCGCGUUUGACAGAAAUGAACCAGGGCCUUCGUUGCCUGACCCUCACUCACUGCAACCCGCUUUCCUCCUCAGUUUUUCAGUUUGAUAUCAGAGAGCUGUGCGGCUCUCUGCCUGGAGCUCGGCCUCUACAUUACUCACCACACGGAGACAAACAUGGAGAAGAAUCCAAACAGCAGCACCAGCAACAAAGUUCCGCCCCGUUCCAGCUCCACAGGACCUACACCGGGCGACUCUAAACCCAAAACAGAAGGUAAAAACAAUGGAGGCUCCAAGCGCUACAGCCGCAAACGUGAGCCCACCUUUCCUAAAACCGACAGUUUCCCAGGCACUCGCCGCACCAAUUCACAGAAAAGCAAGAAUUUUGACAAGAGACCCCUUCAGAGAGGUGGACGACAGUCUGGUCUUACAGGUGGAGGACGACGUGAGGAGGUAGCAGAGACACGCCGGGCCGAAUUUAGCCCGGCUCAAUUUGCUGGACCGAAGAAAAUAAGCUUAAACCACCUGCUGAACUUUACCUUUGAACCACGUGGAGGAAAUGGUGGCUUCGGAGAUGGAGGCCCCUCCUGUUGGGGCCGCCGAAACAAAUGGGGCCACAAGCACAAGCCCUUCAACAAGGAGCUUUUUCUGCAAGCCAACUGCCAGUUUGUGGUGACUGAUGACCAGGACUACAAGGCCCACUUCACUGAUCCAGACACUCUGGUCAACUGGGACUGUGUGCAGCAAGUGCGCAUCUACAGUCAUGAAGUGCCGUCUUGUCCUAUCUGCCUCUACCCUCCUGUGGCAGCACGCAUCACCAGGUGUGGACACAUCUUCUGCUGGCCGUGCUUGCUGCACUACCUGUCUCUGGGAGAGAAGAGCUGGUCCAAGUGCCCCAUCUGCUACGAAGCAGUUCACACUGCUGACCUGAAGAGUGUGGUUGCCAUGGAGACCAGGCAGUAUUUAGCUGGUGAGUUAAUCACCAUGCGUCUGAUGCGGAGGGAAAAGGGUUCUCUUGUGGCCAUGCCCAGCUCUAAGUGGGUGAAGGUGGAGGAGCCUGUUCGCUUUGGAGAUGCAAGUCUAAGCCCGUACUCCAAGCUGUUGCUGACCUCCCCUGCGCAGGUCCUGAACCUGGUUGCAGAAGAGAAAGCUGUUCUGGAGGCUCAACUCAGCCAGGAGGAGGACACCCAAGGGUGCUUCAUCCAGAGUGCGCUUUGUCUUUUGCAGGAGCGAGAGGAAAUGCUGAAGAAGCAGAAGGCUAAUGCAGAAGACAUCCUCGACUUCUCCUCCCUGACUCUAGAACAGUCUCCUUGUCCCGUUGAAGAAGUGGUUGUUCACACCAGCAGCAACAAGCCUGUGCUACAGUAUUCCUCUGCAUUUGAUGAUGAAGUGGAGGAGGACCCAGAGGCUGAGGAGGACCCAGAGGCUGAGGAGGACCCAGAGGCUGAGGAGGACCCAGAGGCUGAGGAGGACCCAGAGACUCAGGAGGUUCCAGAGGCUGAGGAAGUUGCAGAGGCUGCUUCUGCAGAGCUGCCAGGCCUCCCUGAAGGCAUUUUGGAGUGUGUCCUGGAGGAGCCUCCAGAGGCUAUGAUGGAUGCAGUUCCAGAGCCUGAGCCUGAUGAAGUUAGUUCUGCUGGCCAUGCAGAGUGUGGCCGACCCUCGACAAGUUCAGUGCAUGGACCUUACUACUACUUCUACCAAGCUGACGACUGCCAGCAGAUGUUCCUGCAUCCUUUGAAUGUACGCUGUCUGUUACGUGAAUACGGCAGCCUGGAGGCCAGUCCUGACUCCAUCACUGCUUCAGUGGUAGAGAUAGUGGGACACACCGUAACUGAGGAUAUUCGUCGCCGUCAUCGCUAUCUGGCUCACCUGCCGCUCACAUGCGAGUUCAGCAUCUGUGAGUUAGCUCUACAGCCACCAAUCCUGUCCAAGGAAACUCUGGACACCUUUGCAGAUGACUUGGAGAAGAGAAAGCGCUUAAGGCAGAAAAAAGUGAGGGAUGAGAAGCGCAGAGAGAGGCGUAUUGAAAUAGAGGAGAACAAGAAGCAGGGUAAAUAUCCUGAGGUGCACAUUGGAUUAGAGAACCUUCAUCAUUUUCCUGCAUUUGGGUCCCCGUCUUACUACGGCAGCCCCCCACUUCAGCCUGAUUUCACAUAUAAUCCCCCCUCACCGCUCAGCACCAGUCCAUCCUCUGACGGGAUGAGAUUCCCCAGUCUGAACGGGCAAAGCUCUUCGCCCAUAGUCGGCAGUGUGGAGGACGACUCCCACUGUAUGUCCUUUGCACAGAUGCUAAGAGAUGGGAAAGCCAGAGUUGAUGCUGGGCCCAGAGUCAACCCAAAGAAAGAUAUGUUGCUAGCUCCCCCAGCAGCAGACAGCGAUGGAGAGAGUGACGGGUCAGACCGCGUCCCCGUGCCCAGCUUCCAAAACUCCUUCAGUCAGGCUAUUGAGAAGGCACUUCUGCAGCUGGACAGUGGUCCUGCUUCUCCCCCUCAACCUGUGGUUGAGCCAGAUGAGAAAGGAGGAAAGAAGAAAAAGAAAAAGCAGAAAAUUCUCUUUAGCACAUCCAUGGUUCACACAAAAUAGACCACACUGAAGUUCAAUUACAAUCUGUUUCUUUGUUUCAUCUUCCCACUUCUCUUGUUUUUACUUCCAUGCCGACCUGUUCCAGAACUAAACUAUGGAAAAAGGCUUCACUAAGUAUCAAAGGUGGUGCUUCUUUUAAUUUUUGCUCUUAGAGCAUGGUCCACCUUUUGGGUUGGCACACCAUCAGUUUUAUUUGCAUAUAUUUUCAGCUAGCUCAUAGCUUUGCAGCAGAUUCCUGUCACAAAGCUCUGUGGGAAAACAUUUAUUUCUGAGGCUAAGCAAAGUCAGGAAUAUUGUGACAUUAGGCUUUCCAGUUGUGUAUGUUUUAGGCUUUCUUUGCUUCCAGAUACAUCACAUGGGUUGAUGGGGGAUGUCCACCUUUCCUGAAUCAAACCCUGCGAGUUGAAUGUAGGAUCCUUGAGUAAUGUGGUUAAGAUCAUUCUAUGGUGUGUUACUUUAGAAUAGCAGUCAGCCAGCUGCAGGUAUGUGCACCUUCAAAUCUUUCCAGGAUACUCAGUGCUCUGAAAUCUCAAUCUGGUGCUAGACUUAAGAACAGAAUGAAUAAAUACUUUGAUUUCUUUCAGUGUUUCACUGGUUAGUGUCAACCUUUUUAAAAAGGAUAAGUUUUGGGGAUUGCUGGUUUGACAUAACUGCCCUAGUAUUUUCUAACAACACAAGUACAAAAUGUUCUAAUACCAUAGUGAGGAAGUAAAAACAGUAUUAAAAGAGAUUAGGUUUGUUGGUUCAACAGAGAUCUAGUGUAUACUACCUGGUUUAUCAGUAAAUACGCACUUUCUUCUCAUUCAUUUUCUCCUCGGUCACCUUCUGUUUUAUAAUAUUUACUAACAUUUAAUAAUACACCCUGUUUAUUUUCAGUGUUGGAAAGGUGUGAUGCUAAAGAGAAAUGCGACAUUUAAAAAAUGCUGGUGAAACCUGAAAAGAAAGGUGGAUCUGAAAUGUUUUGUUGGAGGGUUCUUUAAUUCACCUUGAAUUUUGAGCAAGUUUAGACUAGUAAGCAUAACUAGUCUGUUGAAAUGAAUAAACAAUUAUGCACAAUCAA
Messenger RNA from Labrus mixtus (cuckoo wrasse), 3898 nucleotides. RefSeq names its product ring finger protein 10 (gene rnf10). Bases 433 to 2838 code for a protein of 801 amino acids. Gene Ontology annotation, biological process: positive regulation of myelination; positive regulation of transcription by RNA polymerase II. Gene Ontology annotation, molecular function: transcription cis-regulatory region binding; metal ion binding. The transcript has 17 exons. Lineage: Eukaryota; Metazoa; Chordata; Actinopteri; Labriformes; Labridae. The record is from RefSeq and is a predicted model, not a curated record.